Molecule: messenger RNA, 2988 nt
Organism: Magnolia sinica
Lineage: Eukaryota; Viridiplantae; Streptophyta; Magnoliopsida; Magnoliales; Magnoliaceae
Product: putative disease resistance protein At1g50180
Exons: 2
Coding region: 100-2754 (884 amino acids)
Biological process (GO): defense response to other organism
Molecular function (GO): ADP binding
Source: RefSeq, a predicted model, not a curated record
GAGAGACAUAGGCAAGAUUAUGAACUCCUAAAGAAACAAAGCUUUGAUCUGAAUUUCUUCCUUUCUUGUGAGAGAGAGAAAAAAAAAGAUUGAGGAAAGAUGGCCAUUGUUGAGUCUGUUGUCGAGUUCCUUCUCCAAAAACUCAGUGACCAGCUCAUUCAAGAAGCAGUUUUCUUACAUGGGGUUGACAAUCAAGUCGAAUUACUCAUGGCAGAAUUCAGGCGGAUGCAAUGCUUCUUGAAAGACGCAGACACCAAACAAGGAGGAGAUGAAAGAGUGAAGAAUUGGGUGCGGGACGUCAGAGAUGUUGCAUAUGAUGCUGAGGAUGUCAUUGACACCUUUGUCUUCACUAUAGCAAAAUUGAGGCGAAGUGAAUCUGUGGGCUGCAUUACAAGGUGCGCUAAUUUCUUCUUCAAUGAGUCGAUAGCUCGCCAUAAGGUGGGCUCGGAGAUUGAACAGAUAAAGAAUAAAAUCCGUAUGAUCUCCCAGAGUAGGUUAACUUACGGCAUCGAAAGAAUAGGCAUGGUAGAAGGGACAAGCUCUGCAGUUCGAAGUCUCCAAGAACGGAGGCUAACUUCUCCUAAUGCUCAAGAAGCAGAUUUUGUUGGUUUUGAGAAGGACUUGGCGGCAUUGGUCGGGCAGUUGAUCAAUGAGGGAGAGCUGCGACGUUGUGUUGUUUCUGUAGUCGGAAUGGGUGGUCUGGGUAAGACUACUCUUACUCAAAAACUUUAUAACACUGAUAGUGUUAAGAAACAUUUCCAUAGUCAUGCAUGGAUUUCUGUAUCACAAGGCUAUUCUGUUAGAGAUCUUUUGCAGGCCAUCGUCAGACGCUGUAUGGAUCUCUCUAAAGAGGAGCUCGAGAAAGUGGAGAAAAUGGAUGUUGUUGAGCUGAGGGACAAGAUUUUUGAGUAUCUGAAUAACAAGAGAUACUUGAUAGUCUUGGAUGAUAUAUGGACAACAGAAGCAUGGGAUGAUUUGAAGGAUGCAUUUCCGGAUAUGAACAAUGGCAGUAGGGUCGUACUUACCACGCGAAACAAAGAGGUUGCUUUAUAUGCACGAAGCCAGCCCCAUGAACUGCGAUUUCUAAAUGAUGACGAGAGCUGGGAAUUGUUCUGUAAAAAAGCAUUUCCAGGACGAGAUGGGCAUUGCCCUCAGAAUUUGGAAGAGUUAGGAAGAAAGAUUGUGGAAAAAUGCCAUCAUCUACCUCUUGCUAUCGUUGCAAUCGGAGGGCUCUUAUUAACGAAAGAAGCAUGGGAGUGGGAGAAAGUAUACAAAAGCAUCAGCAGGCAGUUGGUUGAUGGACACCAGCAAAUCUCUGGAAUAUUAUCUUUAAGCUACAAAGAUCUGCCCUAUUACUUAAAGCCAUGUUUUCUCUAUCUGGGCAAUUUUCCAGAGGACCGUCAGUUUGGCGCCGGGGGAUUAAUUCAAAAGUGGGCCGCAGAAGGGUUUCUUGAAGAGAGAGGGGAAGAAACAUUGGAGGAGGUUGGAAAAGAUUAUCUAAUGCAAUUGAUUCAGAGAAGUAUGGUUCAAGUGGCAAGCAGAAAUUCAAUGGGAGUUGUUAAAAGUUGUCGCAUCCACGAUCUUUUGCGAGAUCUAUCCAUAUCAGAAGCCAAGGAAAGUAAGUUUCUGGAAGUUGACAGUGGAAAUGCAAAUGCUCCUUGUGCAUUUAGAGCCCGUCGACUUGCAAUUCACAAUGAUGAUUUACGUGAGCACACAUCCUUAAAAUCUUUCACUCCACACCUUCGUUCUGUGUUGAUAUACACCCAGGGCUCUACAUGGCUUCAAAGAGAAGAAGAAAAGUUUCUCUUUAGAGGCUUUAAGUUGCUUAGGGUGUUGUAUAUGCAGGGUGUAGGAAUAAAAGAGCUACCGAGCGAAAUAGGUGAACUUAUCCACCUGAGAUACCUCAGCUGUACUCAAACUUGUUUAGAUAGCCUCCCAUCGUCGAUAGGCAAUCUUCCCAAUUUACAAACUCUAUUUGUAACAUCCCGUUUUAUUAUAAAAAUACCAAGCAUAAUCGGGAAGAUGAAACAGUUGAGACAUUUUCAAGUGAAGAGCAUAUCUAAGUGGGAUGUAAGUUGUGGAGAUAUAGAAGGACGUCCAAGGCUUGACCGGAUAAAUAACCUCCAGACUCUAUCAUUUGUAAGAUCUGGCAAAUGGAUGGAAGAUGGUUGCUUGGGAAAGCUCACCAAUCUUAGAAAAUUAGGAAUAUGGGUAGAUACAAAAGAAGAUGCUGAGGUAUUGUACGUAUCGAUUGUCAAGCUGGACUGCCUCCACUCUCUUACUUUGCGAGGAAAUUUAGGCAAGUUACCCGACCCCAGUUUCUUCCCAAAAAAACUCUCGAAGCUUACCUUGACCGGGUCUCAUUUAAAGGAAGACCCAAUGGCGACGUUGGAGAAGCUGAAAAACCUUCGCAUUCUCAGAUUGUCCUAUAAUUCAUAUAUGGGAAAGGAAAUGGCUUGCUCUGCACAAGGGUUUCCUCGACUCGAAUCCUUACAUCUUCGUCAGUUAUAUGAAUUAGAAGAGUGGAGAGUGGAGGAAGGAUCUAUGCCAAGUCUUUUAUAUUUACGGAUCUAUGACUGCACGAAAUUGAAGAAGCUUCCGGAAGGACUGCAGCAUGUGAGUACCCUCAACAAACUGGAGUUGUGGAGGAUGCCCGAUGAAUUCAAAGCAAGGCUUGAAAAAGACAGAGGGGAGGAUUGGUGUAAGAUUCAGCAUAUACCCUCCAUCGACAUAAGCGUUAGAUGGUGGAUAUAGUAAGCAGCCGCACAUUCUCUCGUUGCAAGAGAGGGGCAUGAACUGAACUGUGUUGAUGCAUGAUGAGGUGAUACGAUUGGAUAUGGUAGAUUUUUGCUCGUGAGUAAGAUUUGUUUCCUAAUCACACAAGUACCAACCUGUCAGGGAUCUAGUCCGUUCAUCUGGUGGGACCACAGCGGAUCAAAUGAGAUUCGGCACAUACCUUCCAUCCAGAUAUGGUAAUAGGUGGCAUUC